AUGGGAGCUCAUGCAGAGAGGGUAACGAAAAUGCAUCGGCGGACAAUGGCUGAACUCGGUUAUGACAAAGAGACAAUUGAAAAAGCAAUUCCAAAGAAAGAAAAAAUGAAACUGUUCUCAGAACCAAGCGCUGUCGUACUGGUUGUAGUGGAGAAUGUAAACCAGAAUCAAAUCGAUCAGAGGCAUGUUGAAUAUAUGCUUGAAGACAUGGGCGUUCCUGUAGAUCAGAUUGUCAGAAGAACCUUAACUGAGUGCUACGAAUGCCUAACCUUGUCACCUGAGCGUCACUUACUUCUGUCCGGUUCACGGGUUGCAGUGGUUUAUUUCCGAGCUGGAUACUCACCUGACAACUAUCUCCAUCUGAGAAGAGUGGUCUGCUCGACUUCUGAUGGAAAGGUCAGAUGCGAUCAAAUCGCCGUGGAUUGGUCUUCAAGUGGCGAAUCACUUACGAAGAAAAACUCAGCAACAGAAGAUGGUGUUGUGGAAAGAUUUAUUGGACAUCCUCGCGAGGCGGCGGCCAUACGAGCAACAUUUGCUGGAUUAUGGGCUAUAAAUAACCAGAGUCCGAUCACGGAAAAGCUGGUGAAGAGUGCGAUCGCUCAUCCAAAUCAGUUUGUUCUGAAACCACAAACUGAAGGAGGUGGUGGAAACUUCUAUGGCGAGAAGAUGGUCGAGAAACUUAAAACAAUGACGGAAGAAGAGCGAGGAGCUCAUAUCCUCAUGGAGCGGAUUCAACCGCUUGUACUUGAGAAUUACCUUGUUCGAGCAAUGCAAUCAGUACAACUACUGAAUGUUGUCAAGUCAGCUUGGAGUGUACGGUUAUGCGCUAGGAGACCGGGGUAUAGCGGAAGUUCGACAAGGUGGCCAUCUGUUACGCACAAAGGGCGAGAAAGUGGACGAAGGCGGUUCGGCCGUGGGCAGCAGUCUGUUAUCGAUAGCCCAUUCUGUACCGAGCUUCUUUGA
Cooperia oncophora is the source of this 963-nucleotide messenger RNA. Lineage: Eukaryota; Metazoa; Nematoda; Chromadorea; Rhabditida; Trichostrongylidae. The record is from the annotation of a GenBank genome assembly.